GUUUAAAGACGACGAGCGAAAGACGAUAGCUCAGACAACCAGGUGAGGGAUUCAGGUCCCUGUAAAUGAGAGGAGAAAAAAUCUAGCACCAGAGCAGGUGGCUCUUUAGUCUUGUGGACACUCAUCAUGUGGAUAAUCCUUUUUAUUCUAGCUUCAUCAGACCUCUUGGCUGCACAGAAUACCUGCUCAGAUGGGGCUUGUUACCCACCUGUGGGAGAUCUUCUCCUAGGCAGAAUCCAUCAUUUGAAAGCCUCCUCCACUUGUGGACUUGUCCAACCUGAAACUUACUGCACUCCAUAUGGUGAAUGGCAAAUGAAAUGUUGCAGAUGUGAUUCCAGAGUACCUCAUGCAUUUAACAGUCACAGGGUGGACAAUGUCCUCUCUUCCAAAGGACACAUGCGGUGGUGGCAGUCCCAGAAUGAUGUGAAUCCUGUCUCUCUUCAACUAGAUCUGGAUAGAAAGUUUCAGCUGAGUAGCAUUCUGCUGGACUUUACGAGUCCUCUGCCAGUUGGCAUGGUGAUUGAAAGAUCUACUGACUUCGGCAGGACCUGGAGAAUUUAUCAGUACUUGUCCACAGAUUGUGCCACCUCAUUUCCAAGGAUCUCCAGAGGCCUUCCUCAGAGCUGGCAGGAUGUCCGGUGUCAGGAUAUACAGACUCAUCAUAGACCACCUCAGGGUGGGGGGAAGAUUGAGUUCAACCUCAUUGACCUUGCAUUUGGGAUGAGGACAUCUCGAAGCCAAAGUAUCAACAAUCUGGCCGAAUUCACGAACUUGAGGAUCAACUUCACCCACCUGUCCCGCCCCCCACACCAGGGCUACCGCGUACCCAGUGCUUUCUAUGCCUUGACAGAGAUGCAAGUGCAAGGGAGCUGCUUCUGUAAUGGACAUGCUGACCACUGUGUUGCCCUGGAUGCCUCUUCCAGAGAACCUAGUGCUGUGGUUCAUGGACACUGUGUGUGCCAACACAACACAGCUGGUCCCAACUGUGAACAUUGUGCUGCUUUCUUCAAUGACCAGCCAUGGCGACCAGCUGAAGACAGCAACCCCAAUGAAUGCCUCAGGUGUAACUGUAAUGGUCAUUCCAACAAGUGUUAUUUUGACCCAGCCGUCUUCCAAGCCAGCGGGGGAGUGAGUGGGGGCGUGUGUGAAGACUGCCAGCACAAUACAGCAGGGAGGAACUGUGAGCACUGCAAGACCUAUUUUUUCCGUAACCGGAGGUAUGACCUCAGCCACCCUGAAGCCUGUCUCCCUUGUGAAUGUGAUCCAGAUGGCACUGUUCCUGGCUCCAGUUGUGAUCCUGUGAAUGGCCGCUGUGUCUGCAAGGACAAUGUGCAAGGGGACCGUUGCCAUCUUUGCAAACCUGGAUUCACCCAGCUCGUCAAUUCUAACCCCAAAGGUUGCAGAGAUUGUGCCUGCAACAUCUUAGGCAGCCACAAGGUACCCUGUGAUGAUGAGACGGGACGCUGCUUCUGCCUCCCCAACGUGGUGGGGGACAAGUGUGAUAAAUGUGCUGCGAAUCACUGGAAAAUUGCUAGUGGUGAUGGCUGCCAGCCUUGCAACUGUGACCCUCGGAAUUCCCUCAGUCCUCAAUGUAAUGAGUUCACAGGGCAGUGCCCAUGCAGAGAAGGCUACGGGGGUCUGACAUGUUCUGCUUCUGAAAUACGGUUUUGCCCAGAACAGACUUAUGGAGAUGUCAGGACAGGAUGCAGAGCAUGUGACUGUAAUUUCCGGGGCACAGAGGAGGUGGGCUGUGACAAGCUGACAGGCAGCUGCCUAUGCCACCCUGGCUUUACUGGAGCCCGCUGUGACCAGUGUCAGCGAGGUUACUGUGGCAAUUAUGACAGCUGUGAGGCAUGCCACCCCUGCUUCCAGGCUUAUGAUGAGGACAUCGAUAGGUUUGGUUUGCGCCAGGCCACCUUGAAAAACUCCACACAGCGGCUACAACUGGGAACGCUAAGCUCUGGCUUCAGUACCCGCCUCUUGGAAGCAGAAAGUGAAGUUCAGCACAUCCAAGGGAUCCUGGGAAAUCCUCUUAUAACAAAGCAGGGACUGGAUCAGGUGGCCAGUACAAUUGCUACACUCCGGCAGACCCUUGCGGGUUUAAGAUAUGAGAUACCUCUUAUGGAUGAAAUCUCCUCCUUAACCACAGACAUGGAUGCUCUUGCUAGAAGCCUGCUUCUGAUUACCACAGAAUACCAAAAUAAGAAAGCCCAGUUUGAAACUAGUCGCAGUACAGAUUUGUCAGGGUCAUUCAAGACUGUCAGCUCAUCGCACCAGACGUCUUCCAACGCCAGCAUGCGCAUAGCUGGAUCUUCUAGGCUGCUGGCUCAAUCCAUGCAAAACAGGGAAAAAACCGAGGAGCUAGAAAGCGGUCUUACAGACCAUGGCUCAGGAUUGGAGGCUCUGCAGGGAGAAUUGGCCUUCUCUCCAAACUUGACUCCAGUUAUUAAUAAGAUGUGCAACAGCAUCAGAUCAGAGACUUGCAGUCCUGGAGAAUGUCUUGGAGAAUUGUGUCCUCAGCAAAAUGCUACAGAAUGUGGCCCAGGUUUUGAUUGUAGAGGGAUCUUCUUGCGUGCUGGCAGCUCCAUCCAAACUGCCAGGAAAACUGCCCAAGAGAUCCAUAAGUUAAGCAUUCGACUACAGGAGGCCACACAGAUGAUAAGAUCUGCUGAAGUAGCUGCCAACCAGAUCCAAACAAGUGCCCGAAGUCUGGGUGACAAAAUGAGCACAACCAGGACACAGAUAGAUGGAGACAUCCGACGUGCUCAGCAGUUUAUCCGCCAAGUUCGCAACUUUCUCUCUGAUCCAGACACCGAUGCAGCUGCUAUCCAGCAGGUCAGCGAUUAUGUCCUUUCCCUUCACCUUCCUGAGGCAGAAGAAGCCAGGAAUAGAGCAAAUGCUAUUGAAGGCAAUGUGGAGGAUGUGGCAGAAAAUCUGAGACAAGCUAACGUAGCACUUCAGGAGGCUGAAGACACUAUUCAUGGGUCUGGUUAUUCCCUUCAGCUCAUCCAGGACCGCCUUGAUGAGAUCCAGAUGGUCCUUAGUCCAGCUGAGAAGAGCGUUCAGGACAUCACUGAUCAACUAGACAACUUCACGAAAAGACUCAGCCAGUUACGGUACAAGGCAGACCAGAACCAGGUAUCAGCUUUGGAUGCCCAGCAGAAAGCAGGGGAAGCUGGUGAGCAAGCAAGGACCACUCAACAGGAAUUUGAACAGGUAAAACAAAAAUAUGCAGAGCUGAAAAGACGGUCGGGGCAGGGUUCAAAUUUGGGAGCACAAGGGACCCGGAUCCAGAGUGUUCAGAUGGAAGCCAACACAUUGCUUAAAGAAACCUUGGCUAUGGUGGCCAAGAUGAGAGCUUUAGAAACAGAGCUCCAAGACAGCAACAAUGCAAUUAUCCUUGAAUCAGUCAAGCUGGCAGGCUUGGAAAAGCAAGUGGAAACAAUUCGAGAUCAUAUCAGCCACAGAGCAGCAUACUUUGCCACCUGUACUGACUAGCAUGGCUUAUUCUCAUUUCCUGGCUGGUGCCUUUUGCAAAUCAGACAACUUCACCUUUUAUUAAACAAAAAAACUCACCUUUUUGAACAAAAAAGAGCUCU
Molecule: messenger RNA, 3599 nt
Organism: Gekko japonicus
Lineage: Eukaryota; Metazoa; Chordata; Lepidosauria; Squamata; Gekkonidae
Gene: LAMB3
Product: laminin subunit beta 3
Exons: 24
Coding region: 127-3498 (1123 amino acids)
Biological process (GO): basement membrane assembly; cell migration; substrate adhesion-dependent cell spreading
Cellular component (GO): laminin trimer
Molecular function (GO): extracellular matrix structural constituent
Source: RefSeq, a predicted model, not a curated record